AUGGAGAAAUUAUUUAGGAAUCCAGAGUUGAAUGUUUGUGUGAGAACUGUGAGGUGGGGUGAGGAGGUACUGUUCUAUGCAAAAGAUGUGGCGGAAUCCCUGGGGUACAUAGACACCAAAAAAGCUGUCAGAACCCACGUCUGGGAGGAAGAUAAGUGUACACUGGGUAGUUUGAAAAGGGGUGACUUGAGGACACCCUUACCAGAUGGACACCCGAGCACAGUUAUGAUUACCGAGCAGGGUUUGUAUCAGCUAAUAUUUGGAUCAGAGCUGAACACCGCAAAGGAAUUCAGAAGGUGGAUAUUCAGUGAGGUACUACCAUCUAUCCGUAAAACAGGCUCAUAUGAAUUACCAAAAUCUGAGCCACUUUACUGUAAUCAUAUGAGGUUAAUUAACGAAACGGACCUUCAUUAUGCUGUUGUAGAAUAUCUUAAAAAGUACCACCCAAAAGCUCUAAUUCUACCGGGACUAGGAGAGUACCAGGAUACGUCGCAAAAGAGAUGUGACGCCUGGAAAAAGGGAUAUACGAGUGGACAACCCGAUCUCACAAUAGUAACUCCAAGUAAUGGUUUUAAUGGAUUCGCAAUAGAACUUAAGACCCCAAAGGGUACAGGUGAAGUCAGAGACAACCAGGUAGCAUGGAUAAGGGGUUAG
Messenger RNA from Paramuricea clavata, 654 nucleotides. The record is from the annotation of a GenBank genome assembly. NCBI's taxonomy places the organism in Eukaryota, Metazoa, Cnidaria, Anthozoa, Malacalcyonacea, Plexauridae.